This is a messenger RNA of Doryrhamphus excisus (bluestripe pipefish), 1394 nucleotides long. It is a transcript of the gene mrpl24, whose product is annotated as mitochondrial ribosomal protein L24. Gene Ontology annotation, molecular function: structural constituent of ribosome; RNA binding. Gene Ontology annotation, cellular component: ribosome. The record is from RefSeq and is a predicted model, not a curated record. Gene Ontology annotation, biological process: translation. Lineage: Eukaryota; Metazoa; Chordata; Actinopteri; Syngnathiformes; Syngnathidae.
UUUCUCAAGAUGCUGUGCCACACUUUGACACCCUCUGUGUUAAAAUUGUAUUUAUAUGUGUUGAGCUCGCUAAUAUAUGAUCAUUUUCCAUGUUACUAUUAUUAAAAUAGGAAGAAUUGAACGUUCCAUUAUAGAAUUGAGAAGUACUACUGCGCAUGCGUAGAUGUGAGCUUCCAGUCCAACAGGUGGCGCUGCAGGAUUCCAGUGUUGGUGUUCUUCGCAGUUGCAUGUGACAUUGAGGGAGCAGAAGCGGCAGUAACCAUGAGACUGACGGCCCUCCUGGCAGCGGCCCGGGUCGUCAUACCCAAGGAUUACCGCUACGGGACGAACAGGCCGUGGACCGCGGCCGCGAAGAGGCUCAAUCCACCGGGCAAGAGGAGGAAGAAGGUGUUCGUGGAGCCCAUAGCUAACGAGGACUGGUCUGUUCUCCGAGGGGACACCGUUGAGGUCCUCGCCGGGAAGGACAAAGGAAAACAGGGCAAAGUCAUCCAAGUCUUCAGACACAGAAACUGGGUCAUAGUGGAUGGACUUAACACGCAUUACAGGUACAUUGGCAAAACCGGGGAUUACCGGGGGUCCUACAUUGCCAGCGAGGCACCCAUCCUGCUGCGGGACGUCGCCCUCGUUGACCCUUUUGACAGGAAGCCUUCUGAUGUGGAAUGGCGCUUCACCGAGGAGGGAGAAAGAGUCAGAGUCUCGCUCCGCACGGGUCGCAUCGUCCCCAAACCGGUGGUGGAGCGGCGAGAUGGCAUCGUGCCACAACAGUGGAAAGACGGGCCCAAAGAUACCAGCCCAGAGGACACGCUUGAAAAGACCUACACGCCUUCCCUGAAGACCUUGGAGGAGGAGGUCAUGGAGAAGAUGGGCAUCCAGGAGGACAGGAGGAACCGGCGGUCCUACUGGUACUAAACGCCAGAGACUCUAACCUCCGAUGUACCGAUGGACGAUGCUGAUGCUUUUCAAUAAGACAGACAGACGGACAUGUCUGUCAACUGAAAAGUCAGCCCAUGUAGCGUUAAAGUGCAACGAUGAGAGGAAAGGAAAAGUAGUUCUACCAACAUGAAGGUAAUUUAUUUCUUUCCAAUACAACACAGCCAAAAAUGAAUCGUGACGGUUGAUACCUUCACUUAAUGUCUUCAGAUAUGGAAAUAUAUAAUAAUCAAUACCAGUAUGGAUGUUUGCUAUGGAUUUGCGUGUUCAUUGUUUCAGUUGCAUUAAAAAAAGGCAUCCUUUGGUUGCUGUAACUCGUGGACUCCAGCUGUAGAAGCCAUUGAACGCGCCACCGUCAUCAAUAAUGACGUCGCAGCUGCCUCGUGUGGCCAGCAUUUUCCCCCUCAGAAUUCUCUUGCCCGUGCAGCUCGCAUCCGAGAGGGAAUAAAAGUAGGCAGUCAGCG